AGUGGGGCAGUGAGAAGAAAGAGGGUUGGGAGAGACAGGAAAGCAUUCUCUCCUUGAGGGAAGGAACUGGGAAUCAACUGAGAACCAGCUAGCACUACCAGGAGGUAAGGAGAGGGAAGGAGAAUAAUUUAAAUGAGUCCAGGGAGCUUCUGCUCCCUCAACCAAACGGUGAUAGACGGCCUGACACCACCGGCCCUCGAAGCCUGAGAUCCACAGGAAAUGUUAAAAACUGGCUUGGCAAUAUAAGUAUUAGAAAAUACUUCUUCCAACACUCACCAAAAACUAAGCUCCCAAUAAAGAACACUUCACCUGCCCUCAGCAACCCUCAACCUCUCUUCCCCGCCAAGAUCUCCACCCAACGUCUCAAGAGGGCGGUUCCCAACCUCACGUGACACAGCGGUCACGUGACAUGGCCCCGGGGAGCCGAGGUGAGCGUUCCAGCUUCCGGAGCCGGAGGGGGCCCGGCGUACCCAGCCCCCAGCCCGACGUGACCAUGCUGUCCCGCCUCCUAAAAGAACACCAGGCCAAGCAGAAUGAACGCAAGGAGCUGCAGGAGAAGAGGAGGCGAGAGGCUAUCACUGCAGCGACCUGCCUGACAGAAGCUUUGGUGGAUCACCUCAAUGUGGGUGUGGCCCAGGCCUACAUGAACCAGAGAAAGCUGGACCAUGAGGUGAAGACCCUACAGGUCCAGGCUGCCCAAUUUGCCAAGCAGACAGGCCAGUGGAUCGGAAUGGUGGAGAACUUCAACCAGGCACUCAAGGAAAUUGGGGAUGUGGAGAACUGGGCUCGGAGCAUUGAGCUGGACAUGCGCACCAUUGCCACUGCACUGGAAUAUGUCUACAAAGGGCAGCUGCAGUCUGCCCCUUCCUAGCCCCUGUUCCCUCCCGGAACCCUAUCACUCCUACCUCACCCACAGGGGGAAGGAGGGAAGCUGACAAGCCUUGAAUAAAACACAAGCCUCCGUUUC
Pongo pygmaeus (Bornean orangutan) is the source of this 967-nucleotide messenger RNA. It is a transcript of the gene BLOC1S1, whose product is annotated as biogenesis of lysosomal organelles complex 1 subunit 1. The coding region runs from base 410 to 871 and encodes 153 amino acids. Lineage: Eukaryota; Metazoa; Chordata; Mammalia; Primates; Hominidae. The record is from RefSeq and is a predicted model, not a curated record. Gene Ontology annotation, cellular component: BLOC-1 complex. The transcript has 4 exons. Gene Ontology annotation, biological process: endosomal transport.